UUGAUUUCUAAAAAAAAAUGGUUGCAUUUGCAUUGUCCCAAAAUUCUGUAUUUCCUAAUCUCCACUCUGCCGGCGACUGAAUACCGACUGAGCCUCCGGCGAUUCCGACCUCGAAUCAGAGCAGCGUCAAGCUACUUGUUCAAUUCCAAAUUGAUUUGAAGAUUUCCUCAAAUCCAGAAGCUAGUUGGUUGAUGGAAUCGUGAGAGAAGCAGAGGAAGAAACUGAGUUUGAGCAGUUGGAGUACUGGAGUUGUUCCUCAUCACUUGUUUUGUUCCCAAAAUAAGAAUGAGGAUAGUCGGACUGACCGGAGGGAUUGCUUCAGGGAAGAGCACUGUCUCCAACCUUUUCAAGGCUCAUGGUAUUCCCAUUGUUGAUGCUGACAUUGUAGCUCGGAACGUUUUGAAGAAAGGAACAGGUGGUUGGAAAAAGGUUGUUGCCGCAUUUGGUGAGGAUAUCUUACUGGAAAAUGGAGAAGUUGAUCGUGCAAAGCUAGGUCAAAUAGUAUUCUCUGAUCCGGGAAGACGUCAGCUUCUUAAUAGGUUGCUAGCACCAUUUAUCUCACGUGGUAUUUUAAUGGAAGUUUUGAAGCUGUGGAUAAAGGGUUGCUCCAUAAUUGUUCUUGAUGUUCCUCUUUUGUUUGAGGCCAAGAUGGAUAAGUGGACUAAACCCAUUGUUGUAGUUUGGGUUGAUCCUAAGACACAGCUGCAGCGGCUCAUGAUUAGAGAUGGAUCAAUGGAGGAGGAUGCCAAAAGCAGAAUAAAUGCACAGAUGUCCCUGGAUCUUAAGAGGUCACAGGCAGAUAUUGUGAUUGAUAACACCGGUUCACUGGAGGCUUUGCAUGAACAGUUCCAGAAAGUGUUGACUCAGAUUACAAGGCCCUUGACCUGGACCGAGUUUAUGCUCUCAAGAAAGGGAGCUUUUCUGACAUUGUUCUCCAUUUUUGUCGGUGUUGCUAUUUGCAAGAGAAGUUCAUGAAGGUAAUAACUCACCUAAUUUGAUUUAACACAAUGUAUGCAUUUCUGUAUGGCAGAAGAGUUACUCCUUAAUCGAGCUCUACUGUGUAUGUACUAAUUAUUAUUAUUAUUAUUUUAAAUAAAUUGUGUGUGUACUUGCAACAUGAGCUUUUAUGCUUUAUUAGAUACUUGUUUGAGACGUUAAAGUUGAAGUAUGAUAAUUUGAUUGUACAUUUGGACUGAUUCAAUGAAAGGAGGGAUUCUGCUGCAUUUUGGAAUUCCUUUGGAGCAUCUGGAACUAACUUGAUCUAAGAUUUCUUUUUUUCUGUUGAGAAUGAGUUCUCCUUCCACCACCACCCCUGAUAAAAUGAUUUUCCUAAUAGGAUAUUGUCAUGUGCUGUACAAAAUAAAUAAGGCCCCCAGUUGAUGAUUGGUGUACAAUGGCAUCACAAUGUGCUAUUCCAGUGUUGUCUUGCUUCCUGUUUCCUAGUGACUCUUUAAUUUUUGUUAGAGGCAUGUAAUGUUUCCAAGGUUUUGCUUUAUAAAAUAUAUCUCCUAGGGGUUUCUGGGAUAUUAAUGUUAUUAUGGUUAAUUUGUUAAUUUAGAGAAGCUUGAAGUGUUUUUCUUUAAGAAUAUCUUGGAGAACUGAAGAUACUCCUAAUGGCUAAUUUUCUGGAAUGCUCUAAAGCUAAUUUUAGAAAUAUCUACUACAGUUUGGAGUCCAAUUGGGGUUUUUGGCUCAUAUUAAAUUAUUAAUGGCUGACUUUUAUUGAAGCAAAAAGGUUGGAAAGAAAAGUGUGCUGUGUGGUUAAAGAAAUCGUGCUUAAAUUAUUGCUGGUUGCUAAACCUGUUGUUUAUACUAUUUAUUGUUUCAAAAUACCUGAUUCUUUUUAUAAGGAGAUCUGUAGUUUGCAAAAUUUUUGUAGGAAGAAAAUAAGGUGUAGUGUCCAUAGUUUUAAAUCUAGGUAUUUGUACUAGUGAUCUAGUAUAAUGGAUUUUGGUCUUAAAUCUGAUUGUUCUUGUGGUAGUAGUAGAGACAGAGUUUGCCCUGCUAAAGAUAAGAACUGGAACUUAGCAGAACUCCUUGUGUUAUCUAACCUUUUAAGUUAACGACACUAUCUUGGGAAGCUAAGAAUUAAUGUUUCUGUGCUAAUGGUAGGUUGAUUGAUCAUGCAGCGAAAACCCAGUCAGAAUGGAAUGAGGUUUAUAUUGUCAAUUCUGUACUAUUCCUAUCAUUGUCAUUGGUCCUGUAUAAAAUUUUCCCUUUGAUGGCAUCACUACCUGUACUUAUUCUGGCUUUAAUGAUACCUAUUCUAGAUUAUAUUUUUCCACAAUGGCUUGCUCGUUUCAUGGCUGAACUAUUGGUUGGAUUAGCUCACUUUUCUGUAGGUUAUAUAUUCACUUAUGCGGCUUUCUUGAUUGCCUCUACGUCAGGCAAAUAUGGUCAAUCUUUUAAUGUGUGUAUCCACGACAAGUUGUGACAGGUCAUCUCUUACUGCUAAAGCUGUUGCCAUUUGUGAUGGAUGCUGUAUUAAGGGCUGAGCGUGAUGUUUAACGAGUUUAUCAAUAUGCUGACUCUCAAGCUGGACAUGUAAUGAUUGGUUUCAGCAAUUCCGGACGGUAUUACAGUCCUUGUUCAGUCGAUAAGCUUACUUUUUUUCUUUACUGGAAAGGAUAGAACCAAGUUAGUCUUUAGCUGAACUUCCUACAC
This is a messenger RNA of Solanum tuberosum (potato), 2664 nucleotides long. Its product is annotated as dephospho-CoA kinase-like. Gene Ontology annotation, biological process: coenzyme A biosynthetic process. NCBI's taxonomy places the organism in Eukaryota, Viridiplantae, Streptophyta, Magnoliopsida, Solanales, Solanaceae. The transcript is spliced from 4 exons. Gene Ontology annotation, molecular function: ATP binding; dephospho-CoA kinase activity. The record is from RefSeq and is a predicted model, not a curated record. Bases 286 to 975 code for a protein of 229 amino acids.